Molecule: messenger RNA, 1764 nt
Organism: Fusarium venenatum
Lineage: Eukaryota; Fungi; Ascomycota; Sordariomycetes; Hypocreales; Nectriaceae
Product: amino acid permease-domain-containing protein
Biological process (GO): amino acid transmembrane transport
Cellular component (GO): membrane
Molecular function (GO): L-amino acid transmembrane transporter activity
Source: RefSeq, a predicted model, not a curated record
AUGGGCUUCUCCAACAUUUUCGGGAGUCAGAAGACGGCCCCCGACUUAUCAGCCGAUCCUGAAGCAAGCGACUCCGAACGCUCCGUCAUUCACGAUGGCGACCUUGCAUACACACGAGUCAAAGGCGGCAAUGGAUCCAAGCCUUCAUACCAAGAAGCCGUCGGUGCUCCUGUUGAGGCGAAAUCCCCCCUCGGAUACAAUGUUGGAUGGCUUACGGUUAUCUUCCUCAAUGUCAACAUGAUGGUUGGUACUGGUAUUUUUUCUACACCCGCCAGUAUCCUCAAUCGUGCGGGCUCUGUUGGCCUGGCACUUAUCAUUUGGGUCAUCGGAUUUAUCAUGGCUGCUUCAGGUUUCAGUGUGUAUCUGGAGCUUGCCAGUUAUUUCCCCAACCGCAGUGGCUCCGAGGUUGUCUAUCUUGAACAGGCCUACCCUCGACCCAAACAUUUCUUCCCUGUUACCUUUGCUGUUCAGUCAGUCAUUUUAUCCUUCAGCAGCAGUAACGCUGUCGUUCUCUCAAAGUACCUCUGGCGAAUGACUGGUGAGACUCCAACCGAGUGGCAGAUGCGCGGUGUUGCUAUAGCGGCUUAUACCCUCGCUGUCAUCUUUGUUAUCGCUCACAACAAGUACUCCUUGUGGUUGGUCAACUUCAUCGGUGCGCUCAAGAUCCUCACCCUUAUCUUCAUUAGCAUUGCCGGUCUUGUUGUUCUUGGUGGCAACAUCGACAGUAUCCCUGAUCCAGGCCAUAACUUUAGAAAUGCUUUUCAAGGUGCCACCCCUAAUGGAAAUGACCUGGCCAGUGCCUUGGUCAGUAUCGUGUUCUCUUACGCCGGAUACUAUAACGCCUUCAACGUUGUCAACGAAAUCCAAAACCCAAUUCCCACUCUCAAGCGAAACGGCACCGUCUCUCUUACAGUCGUUGCUGUUUUGUACAUGCUAUGCAAUAUUGCCUACUUUGCCGUCGUGCCAAAAGAAGAAUUCGCCGAAGCAAGUGAGACUGCCGCCUCUAUCUUCUUCUCUAAACUGUUUGGCGGUAGUGAGGCAGCUGCUAAUGUACUCAACUUCCUUGUUUUACUGAGUGCUUUUGGCAAUCUUCUCGCUGUCUUGGUUGGUUCCGCACGGAUGCUUCGCGAGAUUGGACGGCAGGGUGUUCUGCCCUUUACCAACUUUUGGGUCUCUACUAAACCCUUUGGAACACCGCUUGGCCCUUAUUUCCUCAAGUGGGUAUUGACCUUCAUCAUGAUUGUCGCACCCCCCGCUGGUGAUGCUUUCACAUUUGUUGUCAGUUUGGGAACAUACCCUGAUGCGAUGUUCCGGUUUGCUAUGGCCGUUGGUGUUUAUGUGCUUCGUCGAAGACGGACCAAGGCAGGCAUUGGACGAUCCGACUUCAAGGCCUGGCAUCCCGCCGUUAUAUUCUACACCCUCAUCCAGCUUUUUGUUCUUGUCAUGCCUUGGUAUCCUCCCAAGGGUGGCCCGUAUGCUGGUGAUGUCAGCUUCUGGUAUGCCACAUAUUGUGUUGUUGGAAUUGCAAUCGUUCUUGUGUGUGCAAUUUACUACGCCUUCUGGAUGUAUCUGUUGCCGAAGUGGAAAGGUUACAGUAUUCGCACCGAGAUCACCGAGGUCGAUGACAACGGAGCCAAUAGUCACCGUUUGGUCCGAGUUCCCAAUGUCGAUCUUGUCCAAUGGGAUGAAGAGCACGAUGAGGCUGGGAACCUUCGACAGAGGCCAAUCCUGGUUACCUCUUCUGAAGCCUCACUUAAAAGUUAA